Molecule: messenger RNA, 2596 nt
Organism: Actinia tenebrosa (Australian red waratah sea anemone)
Lineage: Eukaryota; Metazoa; Cnidaria; Anthozoa; Actiniaria; Actiniidae
Product: protein arginine N-methyltransferase 7
Biological process (GO): chromatin remodeling; peptidyl-arginine methylation, to asymmetrical-dimethyl arginine
Molecular function (GO): protein-arginine N-methyltransferase activity; histone methyltransferase activity
Source: RefSeq, a predicted model, not a curated record
CAUGUGAAGAGAGAAACCUCGAGUUUCAAGAGUUGUUUAUAAGAUUUGAGCAAAUGUUCUGCCAGAGAUUUUCUCCGAUUACUGGAAAAAUGGAGUGGGUUGUCGAAGACGAGAACUACGAUCUGAGAGACGAAAUAGCCAGGUCGGCAUAUGCAGAUAUGUUACAUGAUGAUGAAAGGAAUAAAAAAUACUAUGCAGCAACUAAAGAAGCAGUAGAAAAGAUGAAGUCUGUUGGAGAGAAGAUUCAUGUACUUGAUAUAGGGACAGGAUCAGGGCUGCUGGCCAUGAUGGCUGCUACUAGUGGUGCUGAUACUGCUACGGCAUGUGAGGCAUUCCCACCGAUUGCAAAGGUGGCAGCAGAAAUUAUAGAAAAGAAUGGAUUUAAAGACAGAUUAAAGGUUGUCAAUAAAAGAUCUACAGAUGUUAUUCUUGGUCCAGAAAACUGUGAUAUGGACUCAAGAGCAAACCUGCUGGUGACAGAGCUGUGGGAUACUGAGUUGAUAGGAGAGGGAGCCUUGCCAACACUUAUUGAUGCAUGUCAGAGAUUACUGGAGCCUGGAUUUGUCUGCAUUCCUGCUGCUGGUACUAUUUAUGCACAGGUGUUUACCUGCACAGCAUUAUGGGAAAUGCAUCAGCUCGAACCAGACAAGCUACCAUGUGGUACACAGAUCAAGUUACCCAACAGUAUGACAACAUGUCUUGGUACGACAAGUGGAUUUGAUCUUCAUGUCGAUGAGAUCCAUGACCAUGAGAUAGGGUUUCUUUCUGAACCAAUCCCUGUACUGAGAUUCGAUUUCUGUGAUAAUAACCUCAAUUCAAACUGCCCAAAUGUUUUCUCCAUACCAAAUUCUAUAACUUCAUUCAAAGAAGGAGAAAAUAAAGAGGCUCAGUACCAUGCUGAAACCAUAGCAACUGAGACAGGAGUAGCACAUGGGGUGGUUGUGUGGUGGUUACUUGAUAUGGAUGUCGAUGGCAAGAUCACCUUGGAAACAGCACCUAGAUGGGCUCAUCCUGAUGGGGAUAAGUGUCAGUGGAGAGAUCACUGGAUGCAAGCUGUUUAUUAUUUGAAGAAACCUUUACCAAUCAAACAAGAACAAGAAUUGAAAGUAUAUUGCUGCCAUGAUGAGUACAGUUUAUGGUUCGAUGUUCAGCAUGGAGAAAGCCUUCUAACAGCAGUAGAACGUCCUAUUUGUACAUGUGGAGCUCAUAUAACAUGGAGCAGGCAUCGAUAUUGUAUGUUGAAUGACAUAGAAAGAAACUCUGUGUUUGAGUCAGCUUUAAGUAAGCUUGUCAAUUCAGGGUGUUCUAGUGCGUUUUGUGUCAGUGAUAAAUCACUUCUUCCGGUCACAGCAGCCAGUGCUGGUUUUAAAGAGGUUUUAGUUUUGGAAUCUUCGAUAUCUUUUACGAAGCUUUUACAAAAGAUUCUACAUAUAAAUGACCUUAAUGACAGAGUGCAUUUGUUAGACAAAACCUUAGAUAACGUCUGCAAGGAUGAUAUGCCCAAUGGCAAGAUCGAUGCUGUCAUAGGAGAACCCUAUUUUAACACCAGCCUCCUGCCCUGGCACAACCUGUACUUCUGGUAUGCUUUAACCACAAUACGACAGCUUGUCAAUAAAGAUGUCAAGGUCAUGCCCCAGGGGGGUAUCCUUAGAGGUAUUGCAGUGGAGUUCAAGGACCUGUGGAAAUAUCAUUCUCCUGUCAAUAGGGUGGAGGGGUUUGAUUUGUCUCUGUUUGAUCAGCUCAUUGAGAAGUCAAAGCUGAAAAAUGAAGAGAUUGAUGGUGAUUGUGAAACAUGCAUCGCGCUAGAACCGCAUCACGUGUGGGAGUACCCGUCUAGUCCACUGACAGACGUCAUAGAUCUAAUGGAGUUCGAAUUUACAAAGCCAUUACCAGAGAAGACUUUAAAGAAGUCUGGAGUAGUGCCAAUCACAGGGUUGGGAACUCUUCAUUGUGUAGUGUUAUGGAUGGACUUCCAUGUCAUGGAUGACGUCUUCAUCACCAACGGACUAACAAAGAAGUGCAAGUCUACAGGAACUGACACUCUUGACUGGGUUCGACACACUAAACAGGCCGUGUAUUUCAUGAGAUGUCCGACAUAUUUAGACGAGAAGGCAGCAUCAGAAGCGACUCUCGCAUACACAGUUACAUUUGAACCGACGCAGGGAGAUGUGAAGUUGAGUUUUGACUUGCAACGAUGAUCCUAGACAAAUGGAUAUUGGACUCGAGUCUGGGCCAGAGGCAUCCGUCACCCAAAAAACAUCGUUGGAUUCGUCGAGUGUGGAACGGUUUCUAUGGCUACGACCCAGAGAGCAUGUUUGAAGUGUUUGUCAGCUAUUGAAAUUACAACGAAUUGAUAACAACUGCACAGGACACUACGGAAACAUUAGCAGCAAGUCAGUGGACCUUACUUCCUUCCGUUACUUUGAAGAGUCAAACAGCGAAAAAAAAUCGGACUAAACACUGCUUGAAUAAAAUUGAACAAAAAACAGUUCUCAUGAGUACUCCUAGAAUUUAAAGGAGGGAACUCUUUUUCAGAACUUUUUUCGUCAAAAUUUCUCUCUCUCUCUAUCUCUCUCUCGUUUUAAUGGCAGAAAAC